Messenger RNA from Argiope bruennichi, 3313 nucleotides. RefSeq lists its product as uncharacterized. Gene Ontology annotation, biological process: regulation of transcription by RNA polymerase II. The coding region runs from base 100 to 3108 and encodes 1002 amino acids. NCBI's taxonomy places the organism in Eukaryota, Metazoa, Arthropoda, Arachnida, Araneae, Araneidae. The record is from RefSeq and is a predicted model, not a curated record. The transcript has 2 exons. Gene Ontology annotation, cellular component: nucleus; transcription regulator complex.
AUCUGGUUGGUAUUUCUGUGAGACCUUGAAGUAAAGCCAAGCUUGUGAAAUUGCUCCUGUAAAAGGAAUGAAUACUUCAGAAACAGGAGACCGUCGAAAAUGGCAAGUCACACUACUGAUAUAAAUACGGACUCUAAUGAAUUCAAAAUUAACAUGAAAGAAGGAGGAACAGAGGAACUUACACUUAAUAAGGUAAAAUAUGUUGUUGAUAAAGUUCUUGAAUAUGCUAAAUUAGCUAAAAAUAAAACUCCUAGGAUGAAUGAAAUUAACUGCAACGAUCCAGUUAUUGCCUGGACAGAAUAUAGGAGUGAUCCUGAAGAUUUAUUUGAUAUUUUUUCUCAUCAGCUUGAAGACGAGUCACAUAUAGACCUGACAGAUCGGUCAGAGAGUAAAACUUCCGAGGCUGUAAACUGUGAAACGACUGAAUACUCCGGGACCAAGAAUCAGAAGACCAGUAUAAAUAGUAACAUUCAAACUAUUAGUUUAACUGAAUGCGAAAAUUCAGCAUUUAACGUUCCUGAAAGAUAUUCCAGAAAAGCAACUCCUUCUGAAGGAAAAGUAUUCUCCAAAGUUGCAAAUCCAUAUAUCAGUAAGAAAAAUAUUAAUUAUAAAAAUAACAGCUAUUUUUCUCCCCCUCUACGAGUUAAAAAGCCAGAAUUACGCCGUCAACUUAUAUUAAAAAUUUUGAAUUUGGAUUCUUCAAGAGAUUUCAGCAUUGAGGAAAAAACCUCGAAUGCAGACGAAUGCAGUGGAACCGAUGAUUCAGAUGUUGUAUUGCAUUGUAUUGCUCCGGUGAAUGAUAAUUCUCGGAAAUUAAAUUACGUUUGUUCUUCAUCAACAGAAGAUUCCGCUUCACAAAAUUCUGAAGAACAAAACUCUGAAGAAGAAGAACAAAAUUCUGAUGAAGAAGAAGAAAAUUCUGAAGACGAACAAAAUUCUGAUGAAGAACAAAAUUCUGAUGAAGAACAUAAUUCUGAAGAAGAACAAAAUUCUGAAUAUGAACAAAAUUCUGAAAACGAACAAAAUUCUGAUGAAGAAGAAGAAAAUUCUGAAGACGAACAAAAUUCUGAUGAAGAACAAAAUUCUGAUGAAGAACAUAAUUCUGAAGAAGAACAAAAUUCUGAAUAUGAACAAAAUUCUGAAAACGAACAAAAUUCUGAUGAAGAAGAACAAAGUUCUGAAGAAGAACAAAAUACUGACGAAGAAAAACAUUCUCGGACAACAAAUUCUCUGAAAAACCAAUUCGAAGGACAAAUUUCUGAAGUAAAAAGUCCUAAAGAAUUAAUUUCAUAUAUCUGUAUGGAUAAUAUUAAUUAUAAAAAUAUGAAUAGCUAUGUUUUGAAAAAUGUAUUUUCCCCUCUACGAGUUAAACCGCCAAAAUUACAGUAUGAAACUAUAGGGAAAAUUGUAACUUUGGAGGAUCCUUCAAAAGAUUUAAGCAUUAUUAGUGAUGGCAUAAUCCCGAAUGUAAACGAAGGUAGUGGAACCGAUGAUUCAGAUAUCGGAAAGCAUUGUAUUGCUCGGGUUAAUGAUAAUUCUCGGAAAUUAAAUUACGUUUGUUCUUCAUCAACAGAAGAUUCCGCUUCACAAAAUGCUGUAGAAGAACAAAAUUCUGAAGAAGAACAAAAUUCUGAAGAAGAUCAAAAUUCUGAUGAAGAACAAAAUUCUGAAGGACAAAUUUCUGAAGAAGAAAAAAAAACUGAAGAAUUGAUUUCAUAUAUCUGUAUGGAUAAUAUUAAUUAUAUAAAUGACAGCUAUGUUUUGAAAAAUGUAUUUUCCCCUCUACGAGUUAAACCGCCAAAAUUACAGUAUGAAACUAUAGGGAAAAUUGUAACUUUAGAGGAUCCUUCAAAAGAUUUAAGCAUUAUUAGUGAUGGCAUAAUCUCGAAUGUAAACGAAGGUAGUGGAACCGAUGAUUCAGAUAUUGGAAAGCAUUGUAUUGCUCGGGUUAAUGAUAAUUCUGGGAAAUUAAAUUGCGUUUGUUCUUCACCAACAGAAGAUUCCGCUUCACAGAAUGCCGAAGAAGAACAAAAUUCUGAUGAAGAACAAGAUAUCAAAGAAGAACAAAAUUCUAAUGAAGAAGAACAAGAUAUCGAAGAAGAACAAAGUUUGGAACGAAUAUUUCCAGAACUUUUUAUUCAGCUCGAAGAAUAUACUAAAUUUGCCGACCAAAAAAAAUGCUUCCCAUAUGAAAUUGUGAAUUAUAUGUCAGAAUCAUUGAAAAGUAUAAAUGAAAGGAUACCAAUUUUUUCAAAAUAUGAAGAAUGUGUUCGAAGUAUAAACGCUAAACUGGGUUACGAAACAUUGGAGGAUAAAUUUCCUUCGAACCAGAACAAAUCCAAUAUUGAGGAAGAACAAAAUUCUGAAGAAGAAAAACAAAAUACUGAGAUAGAAAUACAAAACUUUGAAGAAGAACAAAAUACUGAAGAAGAAAAACAAAAUUCUGAAUUAGAAUUGAAUACAGAGGAAAAGAAACAAAAUAAUGAAAAAGGAAAACAAAAUUCUGAAUUAGAAUUGAAUACAGAGGAAAAGAAACAAAAUAAUGAAAAAGAAAAACAACAUUUUGAAAAAGAACAAAAUUCUGAGGAAGAACAAAGGCUCGGUGAUAUGAAACGCGACUGCUUUAUCGAACCGCAAGAACCUUUAAAUCGUGGCAUUAUAUUCACAGUUUUUUGUAUAGUUCUUAUAUUUAUAUUUUCGCAUUCUAUGGCUCAUUACAAUUACAAUUUACAGAAAAAUAACAGUGUCAGUCCAGAUCCUCAAAUGGAUCAUUUGAUGUCUUACUUGCUUGUUGAUUUAUUUGAAGACAGCACAUGGGCUUACGAUGGAAGAAUGUAUUCCAUUGCGAGUAUGUACGAGAUGCAUGAUUUGAAGCACAGAACAUCGUUAAGGCUCCAAUCUAGUAUUACUAUUGCAAAUGCAUGGAUAACUUUGGUCUUGGCUGAUGUUCAUAAAGACCAAAAUCUUAAAGAAUCUGUAGAAUCAUUCUUAACAACUCACUCUAAUGAGACUUUGCAUUCUGAUAUUUGGAAGAAUAAAACGCAGUCGAUGAUGACUACUAUAACAGAAAAGUACAAAGCAGAUUUCCAAAAGCAACUACUUGAGUGAAAAAUAAUGGCAAAUGGAAUAAAGAAGAUUUUUCAAAUUCUAACAAAGAACUGUUCUUUCCAUCAUUUAAUCAGCCCUUCUUGGAAAAAAAAGUCAACAACAAUACGAAUACGCUCUCUCAUAGAUACCAUUUCUUGCAUAUAACACGAAAGUUAAUCUUCACACUUUUAAAGUUUAAAAUUUCUUUUGUCAAAUAUUCAUCAUC